AUAAACAAGUCUAUAUAAUUAGCACUUGAUAAAAUCACCUCAAACAGCAGCGAUGCAAUACGUGGACAAGGCAAAGGAUUUCGUCGCCGAUAAGGUGGCGGACAUAGAGAAGCCGUCGGCGUCCGUGGACGACGUAGAUCUGAAGCACGUCGGCCGCGACGGCAUCACCUAUCUCGCGAAGGUCACCGUCGUCAAUCCCUACGGCGUCUCCGUUCCCGUCGGCGAAAUCACCUACACUCUCAAAAGCGUCGACAGGGUUAUCGCGUCGGGAAACAUACCGGAUCCGGGGUCGUUGAAGGGGAACGACAAGACGAUCCUUGAGGUGGGGAUGAAGGUUCCGCACAGUGUGUUGGUGAGCUUGAUCAAGGACAUCGGCGCCGAUUGGGACGUGGAUUACACGGUCGAGAUUGGAAUAAUCGUGGAUCUUCCCGUGUUUGGGAAUUUCACGAUUCCGCUCACGCACAAGGGUGAGAUGAAAUUGCCGUCUCUCCAGGACUGCAUUUAGAAUGUUUGUUCCUCUCUACUUAAUUAACUAAAUCUCCCUCUAAUUUGGAUAAGCAUAUGUAUUUACCUGCUUAUUGUAAUUAUAAUACUAUCAUGUUGUAUUACAAAAUAAAACUACUCUCAUUCGUGUUAUAAAAUUAA
Salvia hispanica is the source of this 645-nucleotide messenger RNA. RefSeq names its product desiccation-related protein PCC27-45-like. Gene Ontology annotation, cellular component: cytosol. NCBI's taxonomy places the organism in Eukaryota, Viridiplantae, Streptophyta, Magnoliopsida, Lamiales, Lamiaceae. Gene Ontology annotation, biological process: response to desiccation. The record is from RefSeq and is a predicted model, not a curated record.